GACCCCCACCACCUUCGAUCCCCCCAACCCAACUCCACUCUUCUCUCACAUUUCCCAAUUUCUCACAAACCCAAUUCGUAAAGGCUGCUGCUUUUCAGGUGGUUGAGGCAGAAUCUGAGAAGAGGCAGAGAGACCAAAGGAUGGAUCAGCAGGGGCAUGGACAUCCAGCAACAGUACGAGUCCCAGGAAGUGCAGGUCAAGCAUCAUAUGGAGUGAACCCAUAUCAGCCUAGCCAGAUGAUGGGACUCUCUCCAACUGGAUCGGGUGGAAUGAUGCAAUCUCCCACGCAGCCGGGUGGUCCUUUUGCACCUUCUCAGCUUGCACAACACCAGGCUUAUCAGCACAUCCACCAGCAGCAACAACAGCAACUACAGCAACAACUCCAAAGCUUUUGGUCAGGUCAGUAUCAAGAAAUAGAGCAGGCUAAUGAUUUCAAGAACCAUAGUUUACCAUUGGCCAGGAUUAAGAAGAUUAUGAAGGCUGAUGAGGAUGUAAGGAUGAUAUCGGCUGAAGCACCAGUCAUAUUUGCCAGGGCUUGUGAGAUGUUUAUUCUGGAGUUGACACUACGGUCUUGGAAUCACACAGAGGAGAACAAAAGGAGAACACUGCAAAAGAAUGACAUUGCAGCAGCAAUUACAAGGACUGAUAUAUUUGAUUUUCUAGUUGAUAUUGUCCCCAGAGAGGAUUUGAAAGAUGAGGUUCUUGCAUCGAUCCCAAGAGGUGGGAAUGUUCCAGUUGUCGGUCCGGCUGAUGGUCUUCCGUACUAUUACAUGCCAGCUCCGCCUCCACCGCCGGUCGGUGCUCCUGGAAUGAUGGUGGGAAAGCCUGUGAUGGAUCAAAAUAUGUAUGGCCAACCAACACACCCAUACAUGACUCAGCAAGCUUGGCCUCAGCAACAGCAGCCACACAAAGAUUCUGAGUGAAAGGGUUACUGGCAAAUAAUUGUUUGUAAUUUGAAGGUUUACCAUAUUACUUAUUUGAUACACAAUUCGCUUUACCUCCAGUUAGAGAUACAAAGUGUUUAUGAUUGCUAAAUGAAAAGGUUAUGCAGGAGGUGUUGUUAGAGACUUAAGGGGAGAUAACUUUCAUAUCUAUGAUUACAAUCAGUAGUUAAACACUUUGCUCUAUAACUAUUUGUUAGAACAGUUCGUAAGCCUUGUAUUGAUGGAUGCUGGCAUUUGAAGUUUUUCUGUAGAAGGUGUUGGAAUCUAUUAUUUUGGAUCAUCAACCAUAAGGUUUACUCAUUUAUUGAAGCUAGCUACAUUCUUUUCAUCA
Messenger RNA from Argentina anserina (silverweed cinquefoil), 1275 nucleotides. RefSeq names its product nuclear transcription factor Y subunit C-9-like. The record is from RefSeq and is a predicted model, not a curated record. The transcript has 3 exons. Lineage: Eukaryota; Viridiplantae; Streptophyta; Magnoliopsida; Rosales; Rosaceae. Gene Ontology annotation, cellular component: nucleus. Bases 141 to 923 code for a protein of 260 amino acids. Gene Ontology annotation, molecular function: DNA-binding transcription factor activity, RNA polymerase II-specific; protein heterodimerization activity; RNA polymerase II cis-regulatory region sequence-specific DNA binding. Gene Ontology annotation, biological process: regulation of transcription by RNA polymerase II.